Pelobates fuscus (common spadefoot toad) is the source of this 1785-nucleotide messenger RNA. RefSeq names its product membrane associated ring-CH-type finger 5 (gene MARCHF5). Bases 165 to 1010 code for a protein of 281 amino acids. Gene Ontology annotation, biological process: regulation of mitochondrial fission; protein polyubiquitination. Gene Ontology annotation, molecular function: zinc ion binding; ubiquitin protein ligase activity. The record is from RefSeq and is a predicted model, not a curated record. Gene Ontology annotation, cellular component: mitochondrial outer membrane. Lineage: Eukaryota; Metazoa; Chordata; Amphibia; Anura; Pelobatidae. The transcript is spliced from 6 exons.
UCAGACGCACGGGACGCGUUCUCAGAACGGCGACAAGAGUGACCUCAUCACUCUCACCGCGAGCGGUCCCGGAGACAGCCCGAGCCCCGCCCAUGGCGAGCACCGCCUGACCCGGCCCGUCCUGUGUCCCAGUCACCGGAGAACCGAUCGCAGCCCGCCGCGGCAUGGCGGAAACCAACAGCCUGGCGGUGCAGCAAAUCCUGGACAGGAGUUGCUGGGUGUGCUUCGCUACGGAUGAAGACGAUCGAACGGCAGAAUGGGUGAGACCAUGUAGGUGCAGAGGGUCCACCAAGUGGGUGCACCAGUCGUGUCUCCAGCGUUGGGUGGAUGAGAAGCAGAGGGGGAAUAGUACGGCCAGAGUUGCCUGUCCACAGUGCAAUGCUGAAUACUUAAUUGUGUUUCCAAAUUUGGGUCCCGUGGUAUACGUCUUGGAUUUGGCAGACAGACUUAUAUCCAAGGCAUGUCCAUUUGCUGCUGCGGGGAUAAUGGUGGGGUCAAUCUACUGGACAGCAGUCACAUAUGGAGCAGUCACAGUUAUGCAGGUUGUUGGUCACAAGGAGGGAUUGGAUGUCAUGGAACGAGCUGAUCCCCUCUUCCUGCUGAUAGGUCUUCCUACCAUCCCAGUCAUGCUGAUUUUGGGCAAAAUGAUUCGUUGGGAGGACUAUGUACUGAGGCUCUGGCGCAAAUACUCAAACAAGCUACAGAUCCUUAACAGCAUAUUUCCAGGCAUCGGAUGCCCAGUACCCCGUGUUCCUGCCGAAGCGAACCCAUUAGCAGAUCACGUCUCUGCGACCCGAAUAUUAUGCGGAGCGUUGGUCUUCCCCACCAUUGCUACAAUUGUUGGCAAGCUUAUGUUCAGCAGUGUUAACUCCAACCUACAAAGGACGAUAUUGGGUGGAAUUGCGUUUGUUGCCAUAAAAGGAGCUUUUAAGGUUUACUUCAAACAGCAGCAGUACUUGCGCCAAGCCCAUCGGAAAAUCCUUAAUAACCCCGAGCCGGAAGAAGUAUAAGGCUUGUAUAUAUCGGAGUGUCAUGCAAUCUCACCCACAAGGUUCCUCAAUGUUGUAUUGAUUUCUUUACCUGUACACAGCCCUCGUGAUUUACAAUAAGCUGCUACCAUUGGCAUUUUAUUUUUUGUGUAAAACAAUAAAGCACUUUUUUUUUUUUUUUUUUUGGGGUGUGUGUGUGUGUAAGGCAACCCUGUGAAGGAAAAAGAACGUAUAAUUACAAAAAACUCAUUAUGAGAUCUGUUUUGUAUGCUUCAGAUCAGGGGUAAUCAAAGGUUAACCCUUCUGCUCCCAGGGAUGGUCAAGAAUUGGGGGAAAUGUUCCCCAACAGAUCAAGAUCUACUUCUGCUUUCAACACAUCCUGAACCAGUGGCUUAAUUUUGUUUACACCAUUACGAAUCAUUUCCUUAAACCACCCUACACACCAGCUUGGAUUGUCCUCAUUUAGUAAUGCGAUCCGCGCUACUGUAAAAUGCCUGGGAAACGCAGUCUUAGAAUAGAAUUGUUAUAACGACAUUGAUCUUUAAUGGGUUAAAAGUGUAAUUUGAAGUACAUUUCCCAUUGGUUUCUGCAAGUAGUACUUGGGAUCCUGUUUGAAUUUUUGUUUAAAAAAUAAAAAAAAUCCAUUUAAGCUGUGCCCUUUCGCAAGGCUGUCAGUUUAAAAAUUACGAGUGAGGGAUUUUUUUUUUCUUUUAAUUAAAAUUACCAAAUGCGUUUUGUUUUUAACAGAUAUUACUGCCAAACAAGGAAAUUUACAGAUCCUCCCCACCCCCCUCCC